Molecule: messenger RNA, 1243 nt
Organism: Planococcus citri (citrus mealybug)
Lineage: Eukaryota; Metazoa; Arthropoda; Insecta; Hemiptera; Pseudococcidae
Product: fibroblast growth factor receptor 2-like
Exons: 7
Coding region: 302-850 (182 amino acids)
Biological process (GO): multicellular organism development; cell surface receptor protein tyrosine kinase signaling pathway; protein phosphorylation
Cellular component (GO): plasma membrane; signaling receptor complex
Molecular function (GO): ATP binding; transmembrane receptor protein tyrosine kinase activity
Source: RefSeq, a predicted model, not a curated record
ACAUCAUAAGUACCUCUACCUAUGUACUUGACAUUUCGAAUCAAUUUUCAGUAAUGAAAGCAUAGCAUCUACAGGAGAACUAGUAACUAUAAGCACCAACGAGGAACUUGAAAGCACACAGAUCAGUAACGUUCCUGCUACGCUACAAAAGUUUACUUUUGGUUCGAAUGGAUGUAUUGAACGUAAUGAUAUAUACGAACAAGAAUGGUGUUCAAAGUAUACAUCUGAUUGGAAUGACAUUUUCAACAAGCCAAUUAAUACUAUCGACCUGAUCUGUUGGUCAUUCCAUGUUGCUUGUGGAAUGGAAUACUUAGCUAGUCGUAAGAUUUUACACGGUGAUUUAGCUGCCAGAAAUAUACUUCUAGCAAAAGGGAAUAUCGCGAAAAUCUGUGACUUUGGCCUCGCCAAGAGUAUGUAUGAAAAUGAGCUAUAUAAGAGCAGUAAAACCAUAUUCCCUGUCAAAUGGAUGGCUAUCGAAUCCCUACAAGAUAGGAUAUUUUCAACGCAAUCUGACGUGUGGUCUUUUGGUAUUACCAUGUGGGAAUUUUUCUCAUUGGCAGUAAUACCUUAUCCAGAUUUGGACAAUUCGGAAGUAUACAAAAAAUUGGUUUCUGGCUACAGAUUGGAGAAACCAAAAUUCGCUACGAGUAAAAUAUACAACAUCAUGAAGGAUUGCUGGAGAGAGCACCCUAAGCAACGACCAUCAUUCGACGAAAUAGUUCAAAAACUUGGAGAUAUUCUCGAACCUCCUACAAGUCCUACACAAUCUCGAACGAUUUUAAACGCACCCAUAGUCAAGAAUCCCGAUGUGGUUGAGAAUCAGUUGGAAUUGAUUAAUUUUUCGGGAUAGUUAUGAUUAUGAAGCUCAAACAUGGUUGUAAACAGCAAUGUGAUACUUUUCAUUUAAUACAUAAAACUAUAUGAACUAUAGUACUAAAUUCAUUCGUUUACUGACUCUGUAAUUACACUCAUCACUGCACUAGUUUCCAUUGUUUGCCUUUGAAUUUGGGAUUAUUUUUUUCUCACCAAGAAAUUUGGUAUAGAUGUUCAUCACUGAUUUGAAUGGGAACGUGGAUUCCCUAAAAUUGAUAUACUUUUUUUUUGUUAACGUGUAUCUACCUUUAAAAAUGAUGAAAAUCAGUUCGUUAAGAAUGAAAAUGAACCUACAAUGAGUAAGCACGCGUUUUUCUAAUCUUUCUGACAAAAAGCUAAUUUGAAAUGGUCAGAAAAAAUCCUGAUAUUU